Messenger RNA from Purpureocillium lilacinum, 810 nucleotides. RefSeq lists its product as uncharacterized. The record is from RefSeq and is a predicted model, not a curated record. Lineage: Eukaryota; Fungi; Ascomycota; Sordariomycetes; Hypocreales; Ophiocordycipitaceae.
AUGGGCAUCUUCUCGCGCUCACCACGCCUCAGUGCUACACGACUACACGACUCGCAUCCCGCGCCGAAGAACAUGGACCGGAUACGUCGCGCAUGUGCGUCUAGCCCGCCUGCUACUGUCAACCCAAACGAGUUUCAUCUCUUUACUCAACUUCCACCCGAGCUGCGCCUCAAAAUCUGGAAUUUCAACUUGCCAAACUCACGCCUCGUUCCUAUACGCUGCGGCUCCGGGUCGCCGUCAUUGCGCGAGGCGCCGGCCCGCCCUCUUGGCUGUACGACCGGUUGUACGUCAGGCGCGCCUAUCCCGGUCAAUCUUCAUGUGUGUGCCGAAUCCCGCGCCGAGGCAUUCAAGAGCUACAGCUGCGCCUUUGGCUUCGCGCGCGGCCCUGGGCAGGUCAUCUUCAACCCCGACAGAGACAUUCUCUUCUUUGGACCUCGGGAUGGCUACAUGGCGGCAGAUUCCCAGUUUCACACUUGCAUGUCCAUGUGUGACCAAGGCGAGCUGGCCUGCGUUCGCCGAGUCGCCAUCAGCGACGCCCUGUUCUGGAUCGACGAGACAUACAGAUCGAUGACGGCCGCGAGCCUGACGGUCGAGGUGAUUAAGCAGCUGGCCCUUCGCAUGCCCAACCUGGAACAGGUAUAUUUUGUGCCACGCGAGGAGGACGAGGGGAGCGACCUUGCCAUGGUCGAAGAGCGCAUGGCAUGUCAAGUGCAAAUGGCGGUCGCUACGGUGUGUCAACAGCUGCCACGCUGGCGGCCGCCCCCAUGCGACAUCAUCUGUCUAAGAACGCUUUCAAGAAUCGGCGGCUGA